GCGCUUCUCAUCGCAAGCCACAACGAGCGAAGCCGCUUUUCCGCCAGCGUCACGCGCAUUGUGUCUGCGAUCCCAAGAGGUCUGUUAUGCUCGACCUCAGUUGCAACUCCAGGCCCUAACCAGCCUUUCUCUUCUUCUGUUCUCGCUCUCUUUUUCCUUUCUUUCUGGCAGACAUGUCCUGGAAUCAGUAUCCACCACCUCAACGUCGGUCAAGGUCACGCUCUCCCGGCAGAGCGCCCUAUCCGUCUUAUGGUGACCAAUACCGCGACUGGGACAAUCAUUGGAAUCCAUAUGACCGACCGUACGACUAUAGACGCGGUCGAAGCAGAAGCCCUUCAGAACUUGGACGCAAAAGGCAGCGCUCAACCUCUCCAUACGACCGUGACAACCGCUAUGACCCACGUCCACGAUACGACGACUAUGAUGGGCGCUACGGCUCCCCUCCUCGUCGCGGAAUGGCCUCGUCUUCCUCUCGGCGCGGUCCACCAGAUCCACACAAAUUCGAUUACCCCGCGUCAUUGAAGCAGUUUGCUGAUUGGUUCAGAUUCUACUUUCCUCAAGAGUCGGCCGACGAAGAUAAUGCCGACAAGGUUGCCGAACAGGAAGCAGGCGACGGUUCCAAACCUCGCAAUGGUAUCAAAACACGCUGGGAGAAAUAUAAGAAGGACUUUGCCGAAAAACAGCUUCAGACUAUGUUUGAGCACCACAAAAGGUCGCCCUGGUUUAAUGAAAAGUAUAAUCCCUCCGAAGAGCACCAGAGCCUACGCAAGCGCGUGAGGAAGGAAGGCUGGGAUGGCCGUCUCCAAACGUUUUUGUUCGAACUGGAAGAGGGCAAAUUCGAUCCUGACUCGACCGAGUUAGUUUCCGAAUCGAAGGAGAACGGCGCUGCUGGAGAUGAACAUGCUGAGACGGCGACCGCGAAUGGUUUGGGUACCGCUCCAUCCAUUACGGAAGACGUCAAGGCGGGUAUUGGUAUUCUGGGCGAUGACGAUGAAAUGCAAUUCAAUAUGGCUAUCGAAGAGGACCCGAUAGACCCAGACUCAAACCGGGGCGACAGCGGUAAGGGAAAGCGUGGUAUAACAUCGUCUGAUCGCGGGGAGGAGCUUGCGGUCAUGCCUGAGGCUAACCAGGUCAUGAUACGCACCAUUCCCCCAGAUAUCGGUCGUGUUAAGCUCGAGGAGGCGUGUUCGAAUAUUCCUGGUUUUAUCUACCUUGCGUUAGGAGAUCCAUUGCAGAAGCGGAAUUAUUACCGUGCAGGCUGGCUCAAAUUCCGCGAGGAUGCCGAUAUGGGUGCAGCACUCGCUGAGUUGGGAGAGAAAAAGAUCGAGGGUUUCAAGUUACAUGUAACCCAUAUGGUCAAGCCUUUCGUCAACCGCGUGCGCUAUGCACCGGAUGUUGCUAGUCGACCAGAACGAAUGGAGAAAGAUCUGGCUCAAGCAAAACAACUAGCUGCUAGACUCGAAAGUGAGGCGGCAGAGUUGAGAAAACUCAAGUUCGAGAAGAAAAACGCGUCAGACGGAGAUACUUCUAUGGAUGUAGUGUCAACAGAGGCCCAGGACGGUGAAAAUAAUCCACCACCUGAGCGUGGCUCCGAAGCAGUGGAGGCGAGGAUUGAGAAGGUCAUGCGUGAGCAGACUGUGGUUGCCGCGAGCGAUGAUAAGGCCUUUGAGCAAUACAAGACGAUGGUGUCGCUUGACCUGUACCUCGCAUAUCUUCGCGCUGCUUUCCACGCUUGCUAUUAUUGCGCUGUUGUCACUGAUCAUCUGGAGGAGCUCCAGCGGAAAUGUAUUCGUCACGAUCGCCGGCCGUUGACGAAAGCUGUCCCUCAAACCGAUGAACCAACUGUGGAGGGCGAUGAAAAGGUGAAGACCGAGGGCGCUGAAGAUGUAACCAUGGACGACAAGGAGAAGGAAAAGGAGAAGGAGACUAAGAAUAGCAAAGAUGGGAGACGAACUGACGACCGCUGGCUUGAUUGGCUCGAUAACAAAUUGAUGCUGCUACUUGAUCGCGAGAAGGUUGACCCACGUCUAUAUAGCGGAAAGGACUACGACCAAGAGCUCGCCAAGGCUGUGGAACCAUUUGUGAAGCAGGAAGAUGAGGGCAAGUUCCGCUGCAAAACAUGUCAGAAACUCUUCAAAGCAACCUCGUUUGUGGAGAAGCAUGUCGCAAAUAAACAUCCAGAACAUGUUCGAGUCCUUGACGAGUUGCCAUUCUUCAACAACUUUGCACUUGAUCCACAUCGUAUUCAACCUUUCGCCCAUCCGCCGACCAAUUCUGGAAAUGGGCAGGCCGCACCGCCACAAGCAUUUGGGGUACCACCGCCACAACAUGGCGAAUACCGACCUUAUGGGCCUCCCUUGUCUUACCCACCUCAGAGUUGGGAUGGAGGAGGUCGCGAUUCUCAUUCUUCCAAUGGUCGACGUUUAAGUGAUAGACUGGGAGGGUUCGCUGAGCUGCCUGCCAAGCCUGCUGGACUUGAUACGGCAUUAUCUAGUGGAAGUGGGAGAGAGCAUCACCGAGAGCGAAGAAAUCGAGGUAGAGACGGUGGGCCCCCACCCCCACCGCCACCUGAUGCAAAAGAAGACCCUCGCGCAGCAUCUGGAAGAAGGGUUAGCUACCACGAUAUGGAUUUGGUUGCGGAGGGCGAUGUCGAAUUAACGUACUAA
Molecule: messenger RNA, 2666 nt
Organism: Mycena indigotica
Lineage: Eukaryota; Fungi; Basidiomycota; Agaricomycetes; Agaricales; Mycenaceae
Exons: 10
Coding region: 174-2666 (830 amino acids)
Biological process (GO): mRNA processing; primary miRNA processing
Cellular component (GO): nuclear body
Source: RefSeq, a predicted model, not a curated record